Cryptomeria japonica (Japanese cedar) is the source of this 481-nucleotide messenger RNA. Its product is annotated as cysteine-rich and transmembrane domain-containing protein WIH2. The transcript has 3 exons. Gene Ontology annotation, cellular component: plasma membrane. The coding region runs from base 65 to 307 and encodes 80 amino acids. Lineage: Eukaryota; Viridiplantae; Streptophyta; Pinopsida; Cupressales; Cupressaceae. The record is from RefSeq and is a predicted model, not a curated record.
UUCGUUGUGAGAAGACGCCUAUCAUUUGCAGGUUUUGUUUCUUGUUUCUUUAGUUUUCUGAGAAAUGAGUUACUACAAUCAACAGCAAGCUCCUAUUGCCAAUCCUCCUCCACAAGGGUAUCCACAGGCUUAUCCUCCACCACCACAGGGCUAUCCUCCAGCUGGGUAUCCUCAGGAGGGUUACCCUCCCCAAGGAGGACCCCCACCUCCACCUCAAACACAAUCUAGAGAAGAUGGCUUUUGGAAGGGAUGUUGUGCUGCCCUGUGCUGCUGCUGCGUGUUGGAAGAAUGCUGUUGCUGCUUUUAGGGACAGUGAUCUGCAAGGCUUGUGGGUCUGCUAAGAUGACAUUAUCUGGAUAUUAUGGUGUAGCUUUGUGUGGCUCAAAACUCAAUAUUUAUAUUGCUCUGUUUUGUGUGGGUCAAGAUUCAAUCUCUGUACUGCUUUGCCUUGGAUCUGUACUACUAUAGUCAUAUUCAUGGA